GUGACGCCACAGCUGCGGGGCGGAGGCGACGCUGUCAGAGGGGAGGCUCCGAGUGCCGCCACCGCCAGACCCCCCGGCUAAGAGACGGCGAGGGUCUCUGACCCCGUGCGCUUAUCCGUGGUGGUCCGCCCACGUUGAGUCCCGCGUGAAGAUGGCAGACGAUCUCGGAGACGACUGGUGGGAGAACCAGCCAGCUGGAGCAGCCAGCAGCCCAGAAGCAUCAGCUGGUGAAGGAGGAGGAGACGUAGAAAUGAUGCAGCCGGAGACAACUCCAGUUUCUGCCCCAUCAGAGAAAACCAAACAGCCUAAGGAAUGUUUCUUGGUACAACCAAAGGAAGCAAAUGAAGAUACCACCAAGACCAGGAAGAGGAAAAAGAAGAAAAUUACUGACAUUCUCGCAAAAUCAGAGCCCAAACCAGGGACACCUGAAGACCUGCAGAAACUAAUGAAGGACUAUUACAGCAGCAAUCGCUCAGUGAUUGAAUUAGAAGAACUUAAGCUACCAGACUCCUGUUUCCUCAAGGCCAACGAUUUGACUCACAGUCUUUCAUCGUACCUAAAAGAAAUCUGUCCUAAGUGGGCAAAGCUUCGGAAAAACCAUACUGAGAAGAAAUCAGUCCUGAUGCUGAUCAUCUGCAGCUCUGCCGUCCGAGCCCUGGAGCUCAUUAGGUCAAUGACAUCAUUCAGAGGAGACAGCAAAGUUAUGAAAUUAUUUGCAAAACACAUAAAGGUCCGGGAGCAGGUAAAGUUGCUGGAGAAGCGUGCCGUGCACCUGGGUGUAGGAACUCCAGGGAGGAUUAAAGAACUCGUUAAACAAGGUGGCCUUAACUUGAACCCCUUAAAGUUUCUGGUUUUUGACUGGAAUUGGAGAGAUCAGAAGUUGCGGAGGAUGAUGGACAUUCCCGAGAUAAGAAAGGAGGUUUUUGAACUUCUGGAAACGGGAGUCCUCAGUCUGUGCAAAUCAGAAUCUUUGAAGCUGGGCCUUUUCUAAGUCUGUGUCUUCAUGAGAAUCCCAGUUUUCACUGUGGGAUUUGCAUCUCGUUUAAUGGCUCUGGCAACACUGCAUACUCUCAGUACAUAUCAGCUGUUGUGUUCCUGUGUGAGCUGCAUCACCACGUGGAUUGCUGGGAAUAUUUGAUGGGGAUCCUUUGACCAAAAUGAGUGUGUCCUCCUGGCUGGUGUGGCUCAGUGGAUUGAGUGCCAGCCUGCAAACCAAAAGGUGGCCUUUAGGAUUCCCAGUCAGGGCACAUGCCUGGGUUGCGGGCCAGGUCCCCAGUAGAGGACGCACAAGAGGCAACCACACACUGAUGUUUCUCUCUCACUCCCUUCCCUUCUCUCUAAAAAUAAAUAAAUAAAUAAAAUCUUUUUUAAACAA
This is a messenger RNA of Artibeus jamaicensis (Jamaican fruit-eating bat), 1375 nucleotides long. RefSeq names its product cms1 ribosomal small subunit homolog (gene CMSS1). Bases 152 to 991 code for a protein of 279 amino acids. The transcript has 10 exons. NCBI's taxonomy places the organism in Eukaryota, Metazoa, Chordata, Mammalia, Chiroptera, Phyllostomidae. Gene Ontology annotation, cellular component: 90S preribosome; nucleus. The record is from RefSeq and is a predicted model, not a curated record.